Cyclospora cayetanensis is the source of this 1830-nucleotide messenger RNA. RefSeq lists its product as uncharacterized. Gene Ontology annotation, molecular function: methyltransferase activity. The transcript has 9 exons. The record is from RefSeq and is a predicted model, not a curated record. The coding region runs from base 1 to 1830 and encodes 609 amino acids. NCBI's taxonomy places the organism in Eukaryota, Apicomplexa, Conoidasida, Eucoccidiorida, Eimeriidae.
AUGUUGUGGCCUUCAAGUAAUACGAACUCUAAGCGAAAAUGCUUUCUUGGUUUGGCACUUAACGGUGGAACUGAAGUAGAGACACCUGUGGCUCUGCAGCGCAUUGAAGCUCAGCGCAGGCCUAACAUGGUAGGGAUAUACCCGGCCGCUGACGCUUUGGAGGAUAGCGAGAAACGAAAAGAGAGCAGUGCGCUUUUCGCAGGGGUGUGGUGUGCGUGCAAACGCCGUUUUUCUUCUCUGCUUUCCUCAGACCAUCCCGAGUCUCGUGCAACGCUCCACAUCCAGCGCCGCGCCGCUUUGGCACUUCCUCUCCCUCCCUUCCUCUUCGCACACCAAAUCGUGAAUUUCAGAGAACUGCAGAGCCUACAGCAGCGACAGGCACCUGUGGACGAAGAGGGGUCCUCAUCGGCAACGCCUCCAGAGAAAGGCGGGGGGCAGGGGCCGAAGAAAGAUGCGUCGGGCCGCUUGCGCCCACUGCUGGUAAACAUCGUGGAUAGCGAGGGAGGACAGCCCGUGGGCUGUGGUCUUUUUCAUUGCCGACCGCUGAUAGCUGUGCGGACUUUAGAGGGCCUCGCCCCCAGUCAGCCUCUAGACGCGGCGUACGUUGGGCAGAAGCUCAGGGAGGCAGCCGAGCGGCGGCGAGGACUGCCACGCGACGCUUUCUGCGAGGAGCGCACACCCAAACGCCUCAAUGCAGACGCAGGGGUCCGAGAUGCGGCCUCUCCAGAGGGAACCGGCGGAUCCGCCCUUCGCUGGGGUUUCUAUCGUUUGAUUAACGGAGAGAGGAGCGAGCUGCUGACUGUACCCUUGCUGGAAGCGCUGCAGGAGGCCCUGCGGCCGUUGGCAGUCGUGCUAAGGAACGAUUCCCUCCAGCGCCAGCUUGAGCGAGACUCUACAAUGCAGCAAUAUACUGCUGUCUUAGCUGGAGAAGUCCAGGGGUGGCAAUGGAUCGAGGAGGGCGGAGUCAGGUUCCCAGUCGACAUCUGCAAAGGCCAUGAGACUGGAUGGUAUUACGAUCGCAGAGAGGCGCGUGAGGCCGUAGCACGCCUUUCCAAGGGCGCCAAGAUUUUGGACUUGCAUUGUCACUCCGCAGCGUUCAGCGUUGGGGCGCUGCAGAGGGGAGGCGCGCGCCAGGCUGUUUGCGUUGAUACCUCUCCUUUGUCUCUGGGACUGGCGGAAGCAGCAGCGGCGGCAAACAAUGUGCAGCACCAGGUGUCGCUGCAUCAAGCCGAUGCGCUGGAGUGGCUGCUUCGACAGGCAGGAGAGACGCAGCCGGAUUCUCAGGACAGCCACGAAGGUAGCCAAGUCACUGCUUCCGCAAGAGGCCAAGAUGGUGAGUUUCACCCCCACGUUUUCGCCCGGGGUCAUCUCUGUCCACGGUGUAGCAGAGGCUAUGGCCGUUCGUGCAUUGUAGCUUUGACAACGCGGGGGCACAACAAACCGAGCUACGAUUUCUCCGAGUUCACCAUUGGGGGCUCUCCAAAGAUGUUCGAGUCUGAUCAAGAAACGAAACAUCGCGAGUUUGACGUGGUCAUAAUGGACCCUCCUUCGCCCCAUCGCCGCAGCCUGGUGCCUGCUUUCACGGCUGACCUGCAACAGCUCGCUGCUGCAGCGGCUUCCCGGAUCAGCAAGGGAGGACGCCUGGUAGUCGUAGAUAGCAGCAGAUUCCUCGAGCUGCAGCAGCUGCUCGAGCUGCUCGCUGGCUCCAUCGCAACGGUAGGAAGAACAGCCGUCAUGGAGAUGCACGGGGGCCCUUCUCUGGACUGCCCGCAAGAUCUGCGGUCCCAGGGGCCAGUAGGGAUGAAUUGGGUGGUGUUGCAGCUCGUGUAG